AUGCGGAAUAGACACUCUGCAUCUGUGCGGAGUCGCUCUACACAUUGCGGAGUGUUGUGUGCGGAGUUGCGAAGUGGCACUCCGCACAAAUGCGGAGUAACACUCCAUUACUCCGCACAAUGCGGAGGAGCCACUUUUAAAGAAACCAACGGCAUCAUCGUUUUCUCGGUGGCUUGUCACGCUAUCAAUUCACAUUCACAGCCAAAUCGGUUCGCCAGCACCACCGUCACCACGCCGCCGUUUCGGCUGAAGCUUUUAGAAAGUGGAGGGGUUGAUGUUGGUAAUUAUGAUCCGGACUGCGCUCAUGUGAUUGUUGACAAGCUUAUUUAUGUGAUUACAGAGUUUUACUUCAACUGCAUAUUAGAUGGGAAGACGUUGGUGACUGGCCUAUGGAUUGAUCAUAGUUUUGAUGUGAGAAUGCCCGUUGAUUCCACCUCUGUUCUAAGAAGUUCCAUUGGUGUUAUUUAG
Messenger RNA from Fraxinus pennsylvanica, 468 nucleotides. Lineage: Eukaryota; Viridiplantae; Streptophyta; Magnoliopsida; Lamiales; Oleaceae. The record is from the annotation of a GenBank genome assembly.